CGUGCAGCCCCGGGCUCUAUAAAUAUGAGCCGCGGCGGUGGAAACAGCAGCGCAGUGGUCGUCGAUCACAACAUUUGUCAACUGAAAACUCUGAGCGCAGCCAGGACCCGGCGGGACUGACUUCACUGGACUCACUGGAGUUGUCGUGCAGCACUUCUGCUACCGACAAAGUAUUUGUUUCAGCCGUGCCACUCUUCUUUUUUGACUGCAAACCUGAAGAUGCCAACCAGCACAGCGGACAGAACAUCUCCAUCUGCCGGGGUUGCUACACCGGCAAGUGGCUACUGCACACCCGACAAACUCCGGUCUGGGGCAGAGAACAGAAAGUCCUCCAAACCAAUCAUGGAAAAGCGGAGACGUGCGCGCAUCAACGAGAGCCUGGGCCAGCUGAAGACCCUUAUCCUGGAUGCACUCAAGAAAGACAGCUCCAGACACUCCAAAUUGGAAAAGGCAGACAUAUUAGAGAUGACUGUGAAGCACCUCAGGAACCUGCAGAGACUUCAGAUCACUGCUGCUGUGAACAUAGACCCUUCUGUCCUGGGUAAAUACAGAGCUGGGUUCAGUGAGUGUGUUGGAGAGGUCACCCGUUUCCUGUCCACCUGCGAAGGGGUGAACACAGAGGUGAGGACUCGCCUCCUCAGCCACCUGGCGGUCUGCGUGACCCAAAUCAGUGCUGUGAAUGUUUAUGGACCUCCUCCAGGAACACUUGGAUUCGGACAGACCGUCACACAGAUUCCAGCGGCUUCUGCCCCUCAGAUGCCUUGCAGAGCUGCCUCAGCAAUGCAGGUUUCCCCAGAAGUGAUGAAGCUCUACAGUGGCUGCCAGGUUGUGCCAACGCCGGAUGGACAGUUUGCGUUUCUUGUUCCCAGCGCGACUCUCGUGCCUCUGAGUGCACAAAACAGCCAUCACAUGUCACCUGUUGCAUCACAGGCCACCUCAGACUCUGUGUGGAGACCAUGGUAGGAAACCAGCUCAACAGAUUGUGGGAGAAAAGGACUAUCACAUAAUAAAACACAUUUUGUACAUAUUGUAAAUGUUUGACAGGGAUGUUUACACACAUUUGUUUUUUUAUAUGGACAGUAUGAGAUACUCUCGGCCUCUUUGCUUGCUGUGAUUUUCUGUUUUUGAUAUGCCACAAUUUGUUUACUGCAGGAAGUCAAGAAAAUAAA
This is a messenger RNA of Monopterus albus (swamp eel), 1169 nucleotides long. RefSeq names its product transcription factor HES-1-B-like. Lineage: Eukaryota; Metazoa; Chordata; Actinopteri; Synbranchiformes; Synbranchidae. Gene Ontology annotation, biological process: regulation of DNA-templated transcription. The coding region runs from base 220 to 963 and encodes 247 amino acids. Gene Ontology annotation, molecular function: DNA binding; protein dimerization activity. The transcript has 4 exons. The record is from RefSeq and is a predicted model, not a curated record.